AUGGCCCGUCGCGGCGCCGUCAAGCGGCGGGCGUGGUCUGAUCUCCCGGCCGACCUCCUCGCCGCCAUCUACCUCAGGUGCUCCCCGCCGUACGACCGCGCGCGCUUCGCGGCCGUCUGCAGGUCAUGGCGAGCCGCCGCGUCGUGGCAACCGGCGCGGCCACCUCUCCCGCUGCUGUUCUCCUGGACCGGCGACCGCAAGCGUGACCGGAAUAUACGAGCGUACAAUCCCGUGGACGGCAGGGCCUUGCGCGUCCUGCUGCCCAAGAUCCUGAGGGGCAAGAAGUUCGUCGGAUCCUACGACGGCGGCUGGGUCGCCGCCACGUCGAGGCGCGAGCGCGACUCCCAACUUCUGAUCGUCAAUCUCUUUUCUAUGGUCCAGGUGGCACUCUCCGACAAUCAAAGGAGUAUCGUCUGUGCGUGCCCGGAUGCCUUCGAGGAGCCAGACAAUGCUCGCACCAGCCGGGCGCCGGUUGUGAAAGUCAUCUUCUCCGACGACCCUACCUCGAGCGGAUGCAUCCUCGCCGCCAUCACCAAGAGGUGCAAAAUAGCGCUUUGCAGGGUUGGCAGCAGUGGCGAAGCCACGUUAUGCCUGUGCUGUCGGUUGACAACACAGGAUUUUCGUAGGUCGUUGAACCCCAGUCCGGAAAACAUCUGGACGACACGAGGGUGUGGCCUAUACGCGGAGAGGGAGCUCGUGGACAUCGCCUUCUGCAACGGCCAACUUUUCGGGCUCAUGGUCGGUGGCUGUGAUCUGUACAAGUACCGCAUCGACCUCAACGAAGGCGCUCCGGUGAUCACCUUGGUUUAUCAAAUUCACCAAAUGCCCUUUGUACAUGUGCCUAGGUGGGACUAUUGCCCUAGAUACAUUUUUGAGCUGUGCGGCAAGCUAGCGGUGGUGUCAGAGGCCAAUUCGGCACUCAAAGGCUAUGAAUCUUGCUUUUUUAAGGUGUUUGAGCUCAUGAAUGAGGCUACACCGGGCAGAUAUACAUGGGCAGAGGUAACCACAUUGGGUGAGCAUGCCUUGUUCUUGGGGCCACAGUCCUAUAAGUUGGUGCACGUGCCGACGGCGGGCCGGCAUGGGAGGUUGGAGGAAAACCGCAUCUACUAUCAUAUGCGACAACAGGAGAACCUUGCUAGGCACAAGGAGUGCUUGACGAAGUUGGGCCUCGGCAGCUGCAGCGUCUAUCGGGAAAACCGAGGUAUGAAUCAAUGCAUGGAGACGAUCACCUCGGAGGGAUACCAUUUCAAAGACGAUAAUGGUAAUGGUUGCAUGUGGCUCCUGCCUUCGGAGUUAUGUUAG
Messenger RNA from Aegilops tauschii subsp. strangulata, 1302 nucleotides. RefSeq lists its product as uncharacterized. Lineage: Eukaryota; Viridiplantae; Streptophyta; Magnoliopsida; Poales; Poaceae. The record is from RefSeq and is a predicted model, not a curated record. Gene Ontology annotation, molecular function: protein binding.